AUGCGAACCCGCUUCCAGGAUGGCCAGCACCAGCACCAGCACCAGCACCAGCACCAGCAGCGGCACUUCCACGACUACUUCGUCACACACCUCCCUUCCUCGUCCCUCCACCCGGAUUCACGCUCUAUGACGGGCCUCGCGCACAAAUUCCCUAGGAAAGACACAACCCCGCACACGCCCGACGGCAAGCACGCUCCUGCCGCUCACCCCUCGGUAUCUCGAAAUACGACCGUCGUGCGGAUCCCUCUGAGGAGCGCCAAACACCAUUAUGGCGUCUCCGUGUCUCGCGGGAGCAGACCGUACAACGAGGACUCCCACCAGGCCGGCGUUAUUGAGCUCCCGGCCUUCUCGAGAAAAGCGCCGACGUCCGUGACCCUGAAGAAGAAUACUGGCGAGGGCACAUCGGCCGAUGGCGCGUCUGGGGAUCCACAAGUUUUCUACUUUGGUGUCUUUGAUGGUCAUGGUGGAGCGGAAUGCAGCGACUUUCUGAGGGAGUCGCUUCACGAGUAUAUCGAAAAGGCGGCCGAAGCAUUCCAUCUCAAGUCGAGCCUGCAGAGGCGGGCGAAGAAUGAUAGUGCUCCUGCAAUCGGAGGGCUAGAUGGAGACCUACAAGAGCAGAAGCAAGGCCAGAAAGCUCUAGACGCGGUUGAAGUUAGCAAAGAUGAAGCCGACCACCAGGAUGGAAAGGCGCAGUCACCAGAUAGUGGCAGCAAACCAUAUCCCGGGGAUCCUCCCUUGAUCCAGAAUGCAGAUCAGGAGAAGAUCAAGCAGCUGGAAAGAGAGUUGACAAGAGGCUGGAAAGACCUGGUGGGCGGUUACUUCCGACGCUUCAAGCCUGCCUACUUUUCGAUCUACAGUGGCUAUCAGAAGCUGGGGGAGGAGUCGGAUCCAUUGGCGCAAAGUGGCCAAGACGUCGACUCUGGAGCCGCCAUCGAAGAAGUCAUGACCUACGCCUUUCUGAAGGCGGAUUACGACUUUGUGGCGGCUCAGGCGGCGAAGCAUUCGGAAAGUAGAGACGUCACAAGAGCGGAAAGGCCCCUGAACGAUGGUGACAUACUGGGCGAACCCUCAAAGCUCGCUGCUCACAUUGGAGGACCGAAGCGAUUCAAGGGCGGAAGCACUUGCAGCGUGGCCAUGGUAUCUACGCCGACGCCCACGCCGUUCUGGAACCCGGCAACCACGUCUUCAUUGCUCGUUGCGCAUGUUGGAGACACGCGGAUUCUACUGUGCUCCACAGCGACUGGUGCAGCCAUCCCGCUGACCACCAACCACCAUCCCUCGUCACCAGUGGAAAGCAACAGGCUUAGAAGGUAUGCUGCCUCAUUUGUGACGGACUCGUUUGGUGAAGAACGGAUCUCGGGGCUCGCCAAUACUCGAGCGUUCGGAGACAUUGCGUCGAAAAGAAUUGGAGUCAGUGCCGAACCCGAAAUCAAAAGAGUUGAAGUCGGGCCGGCCGAGUACUCGUUCAUGGUCCUGAUGUCGGACGGAGUAUCGGGGACGCUUGAGGACCAAGAGGUGGUGGACGUUAUCAAAGAGGCCAAGACCCCGGAACAGGCCGCCCGCGACGUGGUCAACUUUGCAACAGAGGUUUCCACCGAAGGAGACAAUGCCACUUGCCUCGUGGUGCGGAUGGGAGGUUGGGAACGGCGACAAGAAGGCGGACACGGGAGCCUUGGGACGAAAGAGGCGCGCGAUUUCAAGAGGCAACAAGCGUCUGAUCCCCGGAGUCGACGGCAAUAG
Messenger RNA from Cladophialophora carrionii CBS 160.54, 1740 nucleotides. RefSeq lists its product as uncharacterized. Bases 1 to 1740 code for a protein of 579 amino acids. Lineage: Eukaryota; Fungi; Ascomycota; Eurotiomycetes; Chaetothyriales; Herpotrichiellaceae. Gene Ontology annotation, molecular function: protein serine/threonine phosphatase activity; cation binding. Gene Ontology annotation, biological process: protein dephosphorylation. The transcript has a single exon. The record is from RefSeq and is a predicted model, not a curated record.